AUGCGCAUAUAUAUUCGGAAAUUGGCAGUCAUUGUUUGCGUCACACUCUUUACCACAAUCAUUUUGCUGUCAGUGAUGAGGAGAGACGAAAGUUCCGAAUGGUUGAAAAGAUGUCAAAAACUAAAUUUCCCACGACCAAUUCCUCAUGCCGCUUAUGUGCAAGAACAAAAUAUUUAUAAGUUUAUAACUGAAGACAGCGAUAUUUCUCGUUUUUUUGUACCACAUAUCAACUGGACAUUGGCGAAACAGCUGGAUCAAUAUUUAUUUGAUUUAAACAUUUCGGAAAUGAUUCCAAAUGAAUGUCCAAACAACGAAACUUUGCGACAGUUUUGGAAGGACAAAAUUGGAAAAGUUGUACCGGAAAGAGAUUCAUGGGAGAAAUUUUAUGCAGAUAUUGGCAGCUGUGAUGUAUACAGAGAUGAAGAAGUUGUAGAAAAUUUGUUAAACGACCUCACCACAUUGCCGUUGAAAUCUGUGUCCAUUAUGGAUGGUGGCACGCAAGUUAAACUUAUCUUCACAUUUGAAAAUGACCAACAAGCGGUUUUCAAACCUAUGCGAUUCGGUCGUGAUUAUGAAUCCGACCCGAACCAUUUUUACUUCAGCGAUUUUGAACGUCAUAACGCUGAAAUUGCAACAUUUCAUAUGGACAGGAUACUUGGCUUUCGGCGUGCUGUACCAACCGUUGGUCGUGUUGUCAAUUUAACGUCCGAUUUACGUGACAAGGCAGAAAAACGUUUAGCUAAAACAUUUUUCAUCUCGCCAGCCAAAAAUUUGUGCUUUGUAAGCAAGUGCGAUUAUUAUUGUGACACAUCACAUGCUAUUUGUGGUACUCCUGAUACUAGAGAAGGAUCAGUGCAAGUAUUUCUUCCAGAUGAAAAUAGUGUUCCAAGGAAGCAUAACAGAUCACCUUACAGAAGAACAUAUUCGAAAAAGAACCAAAUAGCUAAAUGGCAACGAAAUAUGAACUAUUGCCAAGAAAGCGUAAAAACAACAAGACGUUAUGCUCAUGGGCGCACGUUGCUUGAUCUUGUUGAUUUUCACGUGAUGGAUUAUCUGAUUGGGAAUCAAGAUCGACAUCAUUAUGAAGCAUUUUCCAUUUUCCCCGAUGCUCCAUCGUAUGCAAUUCAUUUAGAUAACGGAAGGGCCUUUGGUAGAACGGAUUUUGAUGACGAUGAUAUAUUGCUACCUUUAAGACAAUGUUGUGUCUUGAGAUCUUCAACUUUCUUUACAUUACUGAAAUACUAUCGUGAGCCUAUCUCGCUAACAAAGGCGCUUCAUCAGUCGAUGUCGAAAGAUCCUUUGGCGCCGAUAUUGGCAUAUAAGCAUUAUCCCGCAGUGGAGAGGAGAUUGCACAACGUAAUGGUCUACAUCGACAAGUGCAUCCGUGAAAAUCCUGAAGGUCCUGAAGGCGUCAUAAUGGCCGAAUAUCACAAUAAUGUUUGCUUUACUUCAUGGUUUCAUAUAUGA
Molecule: messenger RNA, 1467 nt
Organism: Cercopithifilaria johnstoni
Lineage: Eukaryota; Metazoa; Nematoda; Chromadorea; Rhabditida; Onchocercidae
Source: the annotation of a GenBank genome assembly